AUGUUUGUGUUGUGCAUUAUCGGCGCAACGGCCCGUGUCACCUUAGCCGUAUUAAAACAUCUAGCGCAACAUAAGGUACCGGAAAUUCUGGAUUUUGUGGAGGUGAAUCUGCGGAUCAGUUGUACGCCGGAUAAGCGCGGGAGGGAAGCCCGCCAGUUCAGUUGGGAGGCGUGCCGGGAUCGCGGGUGUCAGUUCCGGGAUGACGAUCUCCCGACGGAUGAUGGGCGGAAGUUUGGACCUCCUGUGUGCUAUAUGUCGCCGAAGAAAGUCGGUUACACUAUGCAGAAUGCGAAAGCGUACCAACCGGGAAACUGGUCCAGCGUGGGCGUGCUACGGGCCAUUCACAAACCGAUCGUCUUCGAUCCGCAACGUUCGACGCGCGUGUUUAGGACACCGGCAUUUCGAUCGGAUUAUUUAUCCGAAGAUACUCUGCGUUUCCAGCUGUUUGAUAAGGAUGAUGCAGACCGCUACGAAGUGCCCGUAGCGGUUAAUAAUGUCCGGAUGGAUUUCGACGUUCGUAAACUGCCGUAUGAAAUCAGCAUCAUCAAUGACGAUGGCGACCCUUUCGCGUUUGCUGUGUAUCGGAAAUCAUUUGGAUCCAAGUCGGCAAUCCUGGAUACUUCAUUAGGUGGACUGGUCUUGCAAGACCAGUUUCUCCAGUUUUCCACGAAACUGCCCUCGGAGAACUUAUUUGGAUUAGGAGACAACCGUCUGGGCAGUCUGAACCGUAGCCUGGAUUGGUACACAUGGGCCAUCUUCAAUCGUGACGUGGACAUUCUCAUGAUGGAAUCGCGUGACUCAGCUAAAUCGAAAAAUCUCUACGGAUUUCAGCCGUUUUACAUGGUCAUCGAGAACGACGGGCGGGCACACGGGGUUUUCCUGCGCAACAGUAAUGCAAUGGAUUACACGCUUCUUCCCGGCAAAACGAUAACAUGGCGAACCGUCGGGGGGAUUCUGGACUUUUACAUCUUCUUUGGUCCGACCCCGGAAGAAGUCGUUCAGCAGUAUACUAAUUUGGUAGGAAGGACGUUCAUGCCGCCGUACUGGGCACUGGGCUUCCAGAUUGGUAAAUGGGGCAUGGAUUCCGUCACGGACACCGAGAAUCUGAUUACCCGCAAUCGCGACCAGAGAAUACCGUUUGAUAUGGUUUUCGUGGACAUCAACUACAUGGAUGAUCGUCAACCGUUCACGUUGAGCCCGAACUAUACCGGUUUCCAUGAAAUCAGUACCGGCCGAACCGAAAGCAUGGGCAUAAAAUACGGUGGCAUCAUCUUUCCAUCCGUUCACGUGGAUGCCAGUGGCUCAGCAGGGGAUCCUUAUAUUAAGGCUCUACAGCAGCGUAUUUUAAUUACAUGGCCGGACAACGAACAAGCACGCUCUUGGACGGCGUCACACCCUCAGAGUUUAGGAGAGAACGGGACAAUUUUAGGAAAGGCAUGGGCCAUCGGACGGUCAGCGUAUAUCGAUUUCCUAAAUCCGGCUGCACAAGACUGGUUGCGGGAGAUGUUGACAGCCCAAGACACUGAAAGCACGAUUUUCUCAUCACUCUGGUUAAGCAUUGCCGAACCGUCGUGUUUUGCCACCAAUCAGCCGGCCAAAGAUGCCUGGUUUAUAACCGGUCGCGGGGCCAGUUACGAACAAGCCACGGUACCGGGUUGGAGACGGCACUGGGAGUACACGCUUAAGUGUAAUCCAGACAGCGACUAUGAAAAGCCUCCGUACCUGCCCGCUGCCAUUCGGGAAUGGGAAGACAGUUUGCACCCGGGGAUGCUGUCCAGUCAAACCCUCUGUAUGGAUGCACAGCAUACCGAUGGCAAGCGGACGUACAAGCACUACGAUGUGCACGCCAUCUACGGUUUAACCCAGGCUCGAGCGGUGCGCAAUGUUUCGCGGUUAAUUAAAUCCAAGCGUACCCUGAUCAUGUCGACGGCAUCCUUUCCCGGUAUCCAACAGUUUGCUGGGCGCUGGUUCGGUGAUAUUCGGUCCGACGAACGAGACUUCCGCUAUUCAUUCCAGUGGAUUUUGGAGUAUAGUCUAUUUGGCAAUAGCUACACCGGGGUGGACGUAUGCGGGUUCUGGAAUAUUGGGCAAUACGAAGACUUUCAGCUAACCAAAGAGCUUUGCCACCGUUGGACGAUUGCCGGGGCGUUCUAUCCUCUGAUGCGCGCGCAUUCCGCCACCACCAACUGGUAUCAUGAUCCUGCGGACAUGUUCAACUACCUGCCGCCGGCGUUUAUGGAGGAGGUUCGCAAAGCGCUGGAUCUUCGCUACCGGUUGCUGCCGUACUUGUACACACUGUUCCAUAUUGCGCAUACGCGCGGGAACACUGUUGUACGGCCGCUGCAUCACGAGUACCCGACACCCGAUAUGAUCAAUUACAUCAACCCCGAUCGCAAGCAGAUUCAGUUUUUCUGGGGCGGUGCGCUGAUGAUAACGCCCGUGCUGGAGAUCCGACCGAGAACUGCGUUCAUUGACAGGGUCAACAUUUUGUUCCCUCCUGAUGUCUUCUAUGACUUUUUCACCGGGCAAACAGUUAACGAUGCGGUAGCCAGGUCGCACGGACCAGUUUCGUACCCUUUAACAGAUGUUUCCAUUGGUUUACAUGGGCGUGCCGGUCAUAUCAUUGUAACGCAAGCCACGAAUGGCCAGCUCAAUACCAGAGAAAGGUCAUUAAGAAGUGAAUGCACAAACCAAUUCCCUCGUGGCCAUAAAUCCUUGAUUUUAUUUUGUUGCAGCCGAAAGUACAAUUUUACGGUAGUGGUGUUUCCAAAGCUGGAUCAAUAUUCGUAUGGAGAAUUCUACUGGGAUGAUGGAGAUUCUUUAGGUCAAUAAAGCACACAUCAUGCGUGUGCGCUUAUGUCGUGUAUAAGCGUUCACGCCGUUUAAGGCUCCAUGAACAAUCUUUACUCUUCCACGCCUGUAAUGCUCAAUCGGAACACGAAAGAUCAGGAAUCCCUCAGGAACACGCUAACCACAACUUCCGGUCGUAAGUCCUGUGAGGAUCGGCAAGAGCUAGGACGAUUGUGUCACGAGCAAACCUGUGUUCUAUGCAAUAAUCCGGGAACGAUCAUGUACAUCAGAAGGAACAAGUAUUGCUGUCUCUUUAUCCAAUUCACAUCACAGUUCACAACGCUAGGAAAUCGUAAUUAGAAGCAGUCUCAGAAGUAAAUCUCAGACUACUGAUUCCGAUAUUAGGCAUCACCAGAACUUAUAUAGACUUCGCGUUAUGACAUCAUAUACAUCGCUAGUAAAAGAGAACAGAAAAUCACAGAAGAGAUUGACUAGAUUAUCCGUUAUGUUGCAGGUGGAAGGCGGACAGUCAGCAUCCAGUACGUACUCCGGCGUGUGAUCCUAUUCCCACACGUCACCCCCACGAACGAUGCUUGGCCGUGCCAAAAUAAACAACCCAUCCCGCAACAUCCCAGUGCGAUUGUGCACUUCCGUCCAUCCUGAUCCCGAUCCACCGCACAAUCCACGCGUCCAUCCGAUGCCCAAUGUGACUGUACGCCGCGACUCCGAGUGAGUUAGUAUGUGGAAUCCUUGGCGAAGAGGCAUCCGGAAGUCCACGGGUUUGGCAGGGCGGAGGUCCAAGGAUCCAGGAAGGCGAACUAUGAACUACUGAUACUGUGCCGUUUGA
Molecule: messenger RNA, 3637 nt
Organism: Paramacrobiotus metropolitanus
Lineage: Eukaryota; Metazoa; Tardigrada; Eutardigrada; Parachela; Macrobiotidae
Product: maltase-glucoamylase-like
Biological process (GO): carbohydrate metabolic process
Molecular function (GO): alpha-1,4-glucosidase activity; carbohydrate binding
Source: RefSeq, a predicted model, not a curated record